GUCGCUCCAAUCCAAAAGUUUUCUUCCCAAUCAUCAUACAAGUCUACAUUCACUGCUUCCCCCUUCUCUCUCUCUUCCUCCAUGUUCUUCUUCUAUCACCUAUAACUAAUUCUAUAAACACUAUAUCAUCUCAUGUCACUUUUACCUGUCAUUCUUUGAAAUUCAUCUACCAAAUUCCUUUUAUGAAUACAUAGUUGAACUUCACUGCAUUCAUCUCAAGGUCAAAGUCAAAGGCAAUCCAAUCUUGAAUAUUUAAGAAAGUUCUUGGAGAAGAAAGAACUAGUUUCUUGGAGAAAGUUCUUCCAAUAUGAAUCCUCAUGGUCGAGUGAAGGAAGAGUUUCUUGGAGAAAGUUCUUCCUUUGAUCAAAAACCAUUCAUGGUUGUUCCCCAACCAAUCGAGGGGCUUCAUGAAACUGGUCCUCCUCCAUUCCUCACAAAAACAUACGACAUCGUUGAUGACCCUUCCACAAACCAUAUUGUUUCCUGGAGCAAAGGGAACAACAGCUUCAUCGUGUGGGAUCCACAGGCCUUUUCCAUAGCCCUUCUCCCCAAAUUCUUCAAGCACAACAAUUUCUCCAGUUUUGUCAGGCAACUCAACACCUAUGGGUUUAAAAAGGUUGACCCAGAUAGGUGGGAGUUUGCUAAUGAGCUGUUUCUUAGAGGGAAAAAGAUUCUUCUGAAGAGCAUUAGAAGGAGGAAAGCAAAUCACCAAUCUCAGGCGAUGCAGCAAGAUGAUGUUGAGUCUUGUGUUGAGGUGGGGCAGUUUGGUUUAGAUGAAGAAGUUGAUCGGUUGAGGCGUGACAGGCAGGUUCUGAUGGUGGAGUUGGUGAAACUCAGACAACAGCAACAAAACACCAGAGCUCACCUUCAAGCAAUGGAAGGAAGGCUCAAGAGGACUGAACAGAAACAGCAACAAAUGAUGAAUUUCUUGGCCAGGGCUAUGCAGAAUCCCAACUUCGUUCAACAAUUGGUUCAGCAAACGGAGUGGAGAAAGGAGCUUGAGGAAGCUUUUUCCAAGAAGAGGAGGAGACCUAUUGAGCAAGGGCCUAGUGAUGUUGUUGAAGUAGGUGACUUAGGUUGUGCUGAAGAGUCCUCAACUUUCGUUAAACUUGAACCUCGAGAGUGUACUGACAAGAUAUUAGAGUUUGAAGUACCUGAUCUGGACUUUUAUUCUUUGAAUCUUGAGGAGAGUAGUGGAAGCCAAAAGAGAACGGAGGAAGACCAUAUCCAACUUGAAAGUAGAGAUAAUGAUAUUGAUGAAGUGUUUUGGCAAGAUUUGCUUAAUGAGGGUAUUAAACAUCAAAGUGUUGAAGAUGUAGAUGUAUUGGCUGAGCAACUUGGUUAUUUAGCCUCUAGUCCUAAUAAAUAGGUUGGUGCAUAUAUUCAUUGCUUCAUUGAACUAUAACUGGAUAUGAAGCGGUGUAUAUCUCCUUAAGUCAUUAGAUAUAUAUACUUUCUAACCAGUUUUUGUGUUGAUACAUGAUAUACUCGAGAUGAUAAACUCAAUCCCUUCCUUGUGAGAGUUAAUUUAGUGGCCCAAAUUUAAAGCACGUGGUUAUCAAGAAAUGAGUACCUUUGAAGAUAGUUAGCUAAAAUGCAAUUAAUGGGGUGGUUGUUCUCCUUGUUUCUCAAUUAUUCUAUUUCAAUGUUAACUUUAUAUUACACCAUAACCUGUUUCGGAGUUAGUAAUGGUGUUUUCAAUUUCAAGAUGCCACACCAUCUUUUAAAGGGUUUUUGGUACCAUGCAGUACAAGGGAGAAGGUCACAUCUGGGAUCAAGUUAGUACUACUACUAUGUUCUCAUAAGUUUUAUGGUAACUGGUGGUAGUAAUAACGUAUAUAUAGACCUGCAAUUUUUUUGGGGGUGGAUAUAUAUAUUUUUCUUUUUAGAGUAUUGAUCAGGUGUUUUUUGUUAAUUAGUUGUAGCGU
Molecule: messenger RNA, 1928 nt
Organism: Cajanus cajan (pigeon pea)
Lineage: Eukaryota; Viridiplantae; Streptophyta; Magnoliopsida; Fabales; Fabaceae
Product: heat stress transcription factor A-6b
Biological process (GO): regulation of transcription by RNA polymerase II; cellular response to heat
Cellular component (GO): nucleus
Molecular function (GO): DNA-binding transcription factor activity; RNA polymerase II cis-regulatory region sequence-specific DNA binding
Source: RefSeq, a predicted model, not a curated record